This is a messenger RNA of Plutella xylostella (diamondback moth), 6692 nucleotides long. RefSeq names its product small wing phospholipase C gamma 1 (gene sl). Gene Ontology annotation, molecular function: protein binding; calcium ion binding; phosphatidylinositol-4,5-bisphosphate phospholipase C activity. Gene Ontology annotation, cellular component: ruffle membrane. NCBI's taxonomy places the organism in Eukaryota, Metazoa, Arthropoda, Insecta, Lepidoptera, Plutellidae. Gene Ontology annotation, biological process: positive regulation of epithelial cell migration; phosphatidylinositol-mediated signaling; phospholipid catabolic process. The record is from RefSeq and is a predicted model, not a curated record.
AUUUUAUUUCACUCACUUCAUUUCCUCCCGCAACAAUCUUGUAAAUUUAUUUGCUCAGUGUUUGGGUCGUGAUUUUGUCUCAAUUUCAAUUCGCUCUCGUAAAGAAUAGUUGUCUUGGUUUUAAAUUUAAAAUUGAUACAAUAUAUUUUGUGGGGAAAUUCAAUCAAAUCCUGUUACGAUUUUAAUCAUUAUACAAAUCACGAAAGUAACAGCCAAAGAGAAUGGAAGUUGCUGCUUAUUUAUUUUGACGUUAUGAAUUAUUUACAAAUGGUGCUGUUUGAAACGCAUUAGUGUUGAAGUUAUGUGUAUUUUUAUUAAUAAGAACUAACAUUUAAGUUGUGAAAAUGAGCACCGUUCAUUAUAACGGUGGGAAAGACGGUUUGAUCCAUGAAUGUGAUCAAAUUAUAUCAUUCAUAGAAAGGGGAUCCAGUGUGUUGAAAUUCUACCCUCGCAAGCGUCCCGAGAGGCGCUCCCUGUACCUCCGUCGGGAGACAAAUCAAGUGAUUUGGUUCCGAAGUGGAGCUCAGAGGCACUCCUAUGAAGGGGCCAUAGACAUAAGAGAAAUAAAGGAAGUAAGGGUGGGAAAGUCAUCCAAAGACUUUGAAAGAUGGCCAGAAGAAACCAAGAGACUGGAAAAUGCAAAAUGUUUCACCAUCUACUAUGGCUCCGAGUUCAAGAUGCGGUCGGUCUCCUUCGCCUUGGUGACCGACGAGGACGAAACCUUCGCGUGGGUGAAGGGCGUGCGGUUCCUCAUCGAAGAGGAAAAGAACGCGCCCUACCCGCUACAAAUCGAGAGAUGGCUUCGGAAAGAGUUUUAUGCUAUAGAAAACAACCAUAAAAAAGUGACACUGAAGGAAGUGAAGGCAUUUUUACCAAAAAUAAACUGCAAAAUAUCGACAAGUAAACUGAGAGAUUUCUUCCAAGAGGUAGACACCGGUACGAAGGGGGAAAUCGGCUUCGAUGAUUUCUCUACUCUGUACCACAAGCUCAUUUUUGACGAGAAUAACGUGCACGAUCUAUUCGACAAAUACGGGCAGUACUGUAGCAAUGGGACCACCAUUUCUCUGCGCGAGUUCCAAGCGUUUCUCCGGGACGAACAGAAUGAUCCCAUGGGACACGACGAGCGGCGCGCCUCCGAGUUCAUCAGAGACUACUUGAUGGACCCUCAGAGGAACAUCAUCGAGCCCUACUUCACUCUGAGCGAGUUCAUCGAGAUGCUGUUCUCCAAGCAGAACACGGUGUGGGACAGCCGCCACGAGCACGUCAACGAGGACCUGAUGAAGAGACCCCUCUCCCAUUACUGGAUAUCGUCCUCACAUAAUACGUAUCUGACCGGUGACCAGUUCUCCUCGGAGUCGUCUCUCGAAGCCUACGUGCGGUGCCUGCGCGCCGGCUGCCGCUGCAUCGAGUUGGACUGCUGGGACGGGCCCGACGGAUCGCCCUUCAUCUACCACGGCCACACGCUCACUACGAAGAUCAAGUUCAUGGAUGUGCUGAAGACGAUCAAGGAGCACGCGUUCGCCACGUCGGAUUACCCUCUGAUCCUGUCGAUCGAAGACAACUGUUCCCUGCCGCAACAACGCCGCAUGGCCAGCGCCUUCCAGGAAUACUUCGGAGACCUACUGCUGGUCACGCCGUACAAGGCCAACGAGACCGCACUGCCCUCCCCGUACGACCUCCGCCGCAAGAUCAUCCUCAAACACAAGAAGCUCCCCGAAGGCGUCGAAGACAACUCCUUCGCUAUCCAUAUGGAGGACGGAAAGGACCUGGACCUGAGGAACUCCAUUAAAAACGGCAUCCUCCGCCUCCAAGACCCGGUCGAGAAGGACUGGAACAAACACGUGUUUGUGCUGACGGAGAACAAGCUGUACUACACGGACUACAACACGCAGGGCGAGACGGACGGCGAGAGCGACGGCGAGCCGGAGCCCGAGGUCGCCAUGAGCGUGCCCCAGGAGGAACUCCACUUCGGAGAGUGCUGGUUCCACGGGAAGCUAGUCGGCAACAGGAAGGAGGCGGAAGACUUGAUCCGAGCGCACGCACACUUGGGCGAAGGGACCUUUCUGGUGCGCGAAAGCGUCACGUUCGUCGGCGACUAUUGUCUGUCGUUCUGGAGGAACGGCCAGGUGAACCAUUGCCGCAUCAAGGUGCAGAACGAGCGCGGCAUCACCAAGUACUGCCUGAUCAAGUCGGUGUGCUUCGACAGUCUGUACAGCCUCAUCACGCACUACCGCCAGCACUCGCUGCGCAGUCAGGAGUUCGAGACGCUGCUCACGGAGCCGGUGCCGCAGCCGAAGAAGCACGAGGAGAAGGAGUGGUACCACCGGCAGUGCUCGCGCGCUCAGGCCGAGGAGCUGCUGAGGAAGACCGGCACGGAAGUCGCCUUCCUGGUGCGGCCCAGUGAGAAGGACGCGGGCUCUUAUGCCAUCAGCUUCAGGACGGGUCGCGAGAUCAAGCACUGCCGCAUCAAGCUGGAGGGCCGUCUCUACACCAUCGGCACCAUCAAGUUCGAGAGCCUGGUCGAGCUGGUGGCCUACUAUGAGAAACACCCGCUCUACAAGAAGGUCAAGCUACAGAACCCCAUCAGCGAGCACCACAUCCACAGCAUCAUUGCGGAACCGGAUGACACUUCGAUGUAUGGCACAGCUGGGUACAUGGAUCCUUCGUCGUUUUCAUCAAGGAUCACAGUGGAAGCUUUGUACGACUACAGAGCUCAGCAGCCUGAUGAGUUGACAUUUGUCAAACACGCCAUUAUACGCAACGUGGUAAAAGAUCACGAGGAUUGGUGGCGCGGAGACUAUGGCUUCCAGAUGCAGAAAUGGUUCCCAGCCAAUCAUGUGCGCGAGAUUCAGGGCGUGAUAGACAGCGAGAACGCGGCGGCGGCGAUGGGCACGCAGCAGAAGGGCGUGGUGGACCUGUACGACGCGGGCGUGGAGCUGGCCGUGGGCGAGCAGGGCUCGGCCGCGCCGCAGUGGCUCAUCCGCAUCAAGAGCCCCUCCGCCUGCGCGCCCUUCGAGAUGGAGGCCCCCACCAGGGAAAUCGCCCUCGAGUGGUUCACCGCCAUCAAGGAAGCCGCCCAAACCGCCAGCGCACGCUCCCUCCAACACAAGAAAAUGGAACGCACCUGGCGCAUAGCCAAAGAAAUGUCCAACCUGAUAGUCUACUGCCGCUCCGUCGCUUUCAACCAGGACCGCAUACGCAGCAAGAACUUCAUCUUCAACGAGAUGUCCUCGUUCCCGGAAACGAAGGCCGAGCGCCUCAUGUGCCAGACCGAGACGCAGCUGUUCCUGAAGUACCACACGAUCCAGCUGUCCCGCAUUUACCCGAAAGGGCAGAGGAUCGACUCGUCGAAUUACAACCCGGUCCCGUUCUGGAACGCCGGCUCGCAGAUGGUGGCGCUGAACUAUCAGACGCCGGACAAGCCGAUGCAAGUGAACUAUGGCAAGUUCAAGGAGAAUGGCAACUGCGGAUACAUUCUGAAGCCGGAUUUCAUGUUCGACGAGGGGUACUCGACCACUGACAGGCGCUGUAUCGAGAAGAAGGUGCGUCCAGUGACGCUGAAGCUACGCGUCAUCGGCGCGCGCCACCUGUGCAAGUCGGGCCGCGGCACCGCCAACCCCUUCGUGGAGGUCGAGCUCAUCGGCGCCGACUACGACGCCGGCGUCAAACUCGUCACCAAGACUGUUGGCGACAACGGCAUAAACCGCGUGUGGAACGAGAUAUGCGAGUUCGAGGUGGCCAAUCCGGAGCUGGCUCUCAUCAGGUUCCUCGUGCAGGACGAGGACAUGUUCGGGGACCCCAACUUCAUUGGGCAAGCGACAUACCCGCUGAAGUGCCUUCGCACUGGGUACCGCAGCGUCAUCCUCACUAACGGCUAUUCUGAGGAGCUGGAGCUCUCCUCUCUACUGAUCCAUCUGGCUAUCUUGCACCAUUAGAUUGAAGUCGAGAAGUCAAUCAAUCUAAUGAUAGAUUGAUGUCGAGGAGUUGGAUUUUUGGAGUGAACGUACCGUGGUUCUAGCAGAAUCAUACAAGGAUUUCUAGAUUUGUGUAUGGCUGGUUUUCGUUGGCUUCCAACUUAGUAACAUUGAGUUUGAGGAGAAUAAAACAGCUAUGUACAAACGUUUAUUAGUGGUUCAAUAAGUAAACUUUAAAAAACUUUUUUACUUAAAUUAUAAAGAAGUGAAAUCAGAGUGCUAACUAAAACAAAAACAAAAAACAAUUGUGUUGGUGAAAACCUCUAUAACAUGGUGCUUAGUGUGGGUUGAAAUAAGUAAAUAAAAUGGGAAUCAAUGUUUUUAUACAUGAACGGGGUAAGACCCUAAUUUAUCGGGGCCUUAUAAACUAUUUAAAGGUUUUGUUUGGACGUUACAUGAAGUGAAAUGACUUAGAUAAGUAGUGUUGUUUGUUGUUGGACCGAGCAAGAGAAAAUUUUAACUGCUGGAAGACUAUAUUUCGUAAUUGACUUCUUUAUUGUUAAAAACCGUGCCCCGGAUUUUCAGCACGAUAAAGAGGAUUGUAACUCUCUUAUAAAAUUAUAGGUUAUUCCGAGAAUACACCCGAGAAUUUACUCUUCCUUGAUAAAUUCGUUUUUUACGAACUCAUGGUCAUACGUUUCUCAUAAUCCACUAGGGUGAAUUUUGAAGUGAGCAUAGAUAAAGAUUCCUAUUAUUAUUAGGAAUAUUUAUUUCUAUUAUUACCUAGUUAGGGUAAAUUCUCGGACACACGGGGUAACAGAGCGGUAUAAACGACCGAUUCGGUAGGCGAUAUGUCAGCGAUAUCCCUUUUGGGUCUGAAUAGUUUUUAUUAUUUAUUUGUGUAUCAAUUGUAUCCUAGUUUAUUUACAUCUGGCACUAGGUCAGGCUGUUGGUAGCUAAAUAUACCUAGGGUGUGCUUUUAUUAUAUUAGUAGUAAGUGUAAUUGUAAUUACUUAUAAGUUAUCUGUUCUCUUGUUAUAUAAACUGACAGUAGGUAGUUAAAGUUGGGUAAACGAUAUUUCUAAACUGUUAUUAGUAGUUAUUAAUUAGUAAGUGAAUAAUUGAAAAAUAAUGAACUAAUUUAAAGGUGCUCGAGUUUUACGAUUGUUGGCAAUGUAGGCAUAUGCUUUGCAAUUUAAGACAAAAUUUUACUGACGUAGAAUGUUCACAGGCUAGUUUUGCGCUCACUCUACGCAAUUCACAAACUAAGCACAAUGGAAGUAAUAAGUGGUGUACGUAAAAAGUUCUUAUUACUUCCAUACUGGGAACACAUAAAACAUUUAUUUUGCUCUUACAAUGGCAGCUAAAUAUUGGCUAUUUAUAUUGUGCCAAAGUGUUGGUUAGUUUUAGGAAAUGGUGCAUGAUGCAUUGACAUAAUAGUAUAAUUAUAUUACUGCAUCAUGACAGAUGUUAAUAUUGUUAAUAAAGAAAAUGCAUUUCUUAUUAUUCUAAUAAUUAUUAAUAAUGUUAUUUAGGGAUAGUAGUGUUCUGUAAAAGGGUGUAAAGAAAGUUUUCUCUUUGAUAAUUGAUUAUUAAACUUUUUGGUAGGUUUUAUAUUUGUUUUAUAAUUAUCAUAUUUACUUAAACUUAAUGUUGCUAAAUAAAAUUUUAUAUGCUUAACGUUACGGAGCUCCGUUACAAGGUUUGUGCCUACACUCUUAUUUGGAGGAAAAAACAACAAAAAAGGUGUCUAUGACAUAUACUAUCUUGUCUAUGGCCCCGGGUAUUUUUGACGUUUGCCGGUAAUCUAUGACCGAAUUUUUCGCAUGUUUGUUUUUCGCUAUGGCUAGUGAAUUUGCUGUGUAAAAAAAUUCAUUGAAUCAUGGGCUAAAUUCAGUCCAGUGAUUCAGACAGAUUUUUGUUUGAGUACGUAUCUUUCACACCUUUUUUAAGUUUCAAACGUUUUGAGGUAUUUUGUCUGAAAUAGGAGUAAUUCUCGUCAGGGCCUUCCAUGUUAUCUUUGAUUAUAAUGGUCGAAGCAUGUUAUACAUGUUAUUCUAAAUGCUGCAAAUUUCCAAAUAUACUAUCUAACAGGGCGUUUUUUAAAAUUGGGCUCAAUGUUAUGCGUUCUAUAACGCAUACAUCUGCCUUAUAUAUAAUUAGUUUAAUAAUGAUCUGAUGAGCUAUGCAUAUUAUACAAUGAGCAUAAUAUUUAUCUAAGUAUUGUUAAUUUGUAACUCUUGUCAAAAAAUGCUUUUAUUACUUUUAUUGUUUUUUUAUCAUUUAAGUAUAUUAUUCAUGUGACUUUUACUAUUUGCCACGAAUGUGAAAUAAAGUAUUAAAACUAUUUCGUUCAUAUGUGGUUAUUCGAAUUAGGUAGGUACGGUCCGCUUCAAAGUAGCUAUUUACUUUUGUACCUUGUUAAACUAGACCUACCUGAUAAUGUCUUCCAGGAAAGAGUCCGUAAUGUAACUUUUACUGUAUAAACUAAAAAUUUACGCAACUUGUUCUAAAAUAUAUAGUAGACUUAUGUUAUCUUUAAAAUCCCUGAAUAGAAUAUGAUGGUACUUUAUGUAGGUACCUAUAGAUUAAGUCAUAAUCAGUCAUAAUUCAUAAUGGCUUUACGGCUAUAAUAUACAAAACUAAAAUAUAAACCUGCAAUUACCUUAGUUUCUAAUACAGAUAUAUUAUAAUUAUAUCUACUUAUAAUGCAAAGAUGCUAUAUAAUCUAUUAGGUUAAGAAUGGAAAUGAAAUAUAUAAAAUUGCAAAAAUGUGAA